CAUGACGCUCUUCACUGAUCAGGAUCCAGAAUCGGUGUACCCCAGUCAGGAUUUGAUUUGGGGAAAGUUUGAACAGUGCUUCCUUGCUCUGUGGGGUCUGGUCACAUACGCUCCUGUGUUCAGAGACUAUUACUACCAAGGUCUCGCCCAGUUCUACACGGACAACGUCAUGUACAUGGAAGUGCGAGCUCUACUCCCAGAGAUAUACGAGUUAGACGGCAGCACUCAUGACACAGCGUGGACUCUGAAGACCUACCAGGACAUCACCCGACAGUUCACAGCAGAAUACCCGGAGUUCUUUGGAGUGAGAGUCAUCUUCACAAUCCAUAGAGGAGUAAAUGCAUCCAAGAUGGCCAGAGCUGUGGAGGAGGCGAUGAAGCUACAGAGAGACUUCCCAGAUAUCAUGGCUGGCUUUGACCUGGUGGGCCGUGAGGACAGCGGCAGACCCCUAUGGUACUUCAGAGAUGCUUUGUCACUGCCGGCAGAGAGAGGGGUGACGCUGCCUUACUUUUUUCAUGCGGGGGAAACGGAUCUGGAGGGCACAGAGGUGGACCAGAACUUGUUGGACGCUCUAUUGUUGAACACAUCCAGAAUCGGCCACGGUUUUGCUCUGCUCCGCCACCCCGUGGCCAAAGAUCUGUCUAGGAAGAGGGGGGUAGCUGUGGAAGUCUGCCCCAUCUCCAACCAGGUGAUGAAGCUGGUGAAAGAUUUGCGAAACCACCCUGCAGCUACUCUGAUGUCAGAGAACCACCCUCUGGUGAUCAGCUCCGAUGAUCCGGGCAUGUUCGGCUCCUCCGGACUCUCUUAUGACUUCUAUGAAGCUUUUGUGGGCUUCGGUGGGAUGAGAUCCAAUUUAGGCUCCCUCAAAGAGCUGGCCAUAAACUCUAUUCGGUACAGCUCUUUGAAUCCAAAGCAACAGGAGAAAGCCCUGGCUCUGUGGCAGAGAAGAUGGGAUAACUUUGUCUCUGAAAAUGCAUUUUAAAAAUACAUUUUUAUACUGUAUAUAUAUUGUUAAAGAAUUUGGGGCAUUGAAAAUCGAACAGUGCUUUAAUGGUGAGCAAGUUUGUGGUGGCAACAAAUAAGGGACAUCCGAGUUAGUUUGGGUUCUGUUUUGUUCAUUUUCACACAAUUGGGAUAUUACAGAGGAAAAUCUCUGGGAUAAAAGAGGAAAUGAAGGACCACUGAAUAUGACACUGACUUUUCCUUCUAUGACAAGAUGCAUCUGCUGUGAAACUGACAUGAGUUAUUUAAUAUAACAUUUAGGGUAAUUACUAGAACCAUACAUGUCCAAUAGCUUGAAUCAAACGCGUUUUUAAAUGUCUAAAGGGUUUUAAUGUAUUUGCACUUUAAGAGUCAGGUUAGCCAUGUGUGUAAGCGUACAUUCAUGGAGAUCAUUGUUAACCUAAUGUUGUUUGAUGUCUCUGUAGUGUGCUAGUGUUUUGUAAGAGUGUAGCCUGUUAAAUGCUGAGGGCUUUGAUAAACACUGUUCCUGAAAGAGAGUCUAAUUUAAACUUGAAUGUCAUUUUCAGCUGACCUUAUUUUACCCAUAAAGAACCUCAUUGAAAACUAAAA
Eleginops maclovinus (Patagonian blennie) is the source of this 1572-nucleotide messenger RNA. RefSeq names its product adenosine deaminase 2-A-like. Gene Ontology annotation, biological process: adenosine catabolic process; inosine biosynthetic process. Gene Ontology annotation, molecular function: adenosine deaminase activity. The coding region runs from base 2 to 982 and encodes 326 amino acids. The record is from RefSeq and is a predicted model, not a curated record. Lineage: Eukaryota; Metazoa; Chordata; Actinopteri; Perciformes; Eleginopidae. The transcript has 7 exons.